Saprolegnia parasitica CBS 223.65 is the source of this 885-nucleotide messenger RNA. RefSeq lists its product as hypothetical. Gene Ontology annotation, molecular function: protein binding. The transcript is spliced from 4 exons. Lineage: Eukaryota; Oomycota; Saprolegniomycetes; Saprolegniales; Saprolegniaceae. The coding region runs from base 1 to 885 and encodes 294 amino acids. The record is from RefSeq and is a predicted model, not a curated record.
AUGGACGCGCUCCUUGGCGAUACGCAUGUGUGGGCGACGAUCCUCGGCUACGUCCAGCGCCAAGACGUUGCCAUGAUGGCCUGCGUGAACAAGACGUGGUCCAAGGCCGUGGCGCGGCCGCAAGUGUGGGAAGUGCUGGCGCAGGCGCCGCGCGGCCCGUUCCUCGCGUCCUGCUUUCGCCGCGCCUCGUCGUACGCGUACCGCGAGACCGAUGUUCCGGCGCCGAAUGUGAAUCGCCGCGGCGCGCCGCCCACGAUCCGCGGCUGUCUCCUCAGCGACCGCUCAACACUCAAAGACUACAUCAACGAGCUCCGCGCCAUGUACUAUGAGCAGCAGAACCUCGCCAAGACGCCUGUCUACCUCGCCGUGCCUGACGCGCUCUACGACGACGCGGCUAGUGUGAGGACCGACCGCCCGUUCACACACGACGAGUGGCGCCGCGCGGCCUUCCAGUCGGUGCUCACGGGUGCGAUCCUCCACGACACGGCUUUCUUCUACCUCUGGCACCUCAAGGAGGCUCGGAUUGUCGCUACCAUCUACCAUGCGCUUGCCACCUGCUUUGACACGUGCGCCAAGAUGCUCGUCAUUGGCGCCUCGGACGGCACGGUCAAGACAUGGGACCUCGCGGCCGCGGUGGCAACCAAGACGACGAGUGCACCCGUGCGCGGGUUGGUCCCGACAUCGAGCCUCGCACCGCGCUCGCACAUUGGGCUUGCGCCGUUUCUGCCGACGCGCGCCAACCAGCGCCACAAGCCCGUCAAAGUCCAGGUCGAUGUGAGCGAAGGCUCGUUUGUGUUUGUGGCCGCCACGUACGAAAAGGGCGACGUGGCUGUCUGGAAUGCGACCAAAGCCGAGCUCACGACGUCGCUCUCAGUCGAGAGGUAG